Messenger RNA from Bactrocera dorsalis (oriental fruit fly), 4182 nucleotides. RefSeq lists its product as uncharacterized. The record is from RefSeq and is a predicted model, not a curated record. Lineage: Eukaryota; Metazoa; Arthropoda; Insecta; Diptera; Tephritidae. The transcript is spliced from 4 exons. Bases 1039 to 2481 code for a protein of 480 amino acids.
AAAUAAAAAUUUAAUUACAGCUCGAUAUUAAAUUUUUUCCAUUUUGGGGAAAUCACCGAAAUAGACUCACAAAAACGACUGUCAACAGAUAAUUGCGCAAGAUAAAUUUCUGAAAUUUUGGCGAGUAGCUAUUAUAAUAUGCACAAUUUGAAGUAGAAACUUUUUUUUCAGAUGUGCCGCUAGCUUCACGUUGAGGACGGUUAUUUAUCGGACAGCCCUCGUAAAUAUUUCUUAUUUAUUACCACGUUGAAGAAUUGGUUAAUUUUUACCCCACUUAAACUUUUUCUGUAUUUGCGGUUGCUUUCAUCAAUCACAUAUGUAUGUGUAAGAAUUAGAGCAAACAUUUAAUUCAAGAAGAUCUUUGAAAUACAAUUUUACGAACCGUGUCUUUUAAGAAUUUGGAACAUUUCUCAUAUUAGUUUAAAACAAAUUGAAGCAAAUUAUAAAAAACAUUGAAUAUUUUAGUCUAAAAGUGAACUAUUCAUUAUCGAGAAUAACAAAAUAAAUCGAUUUGCAUAAAAUUUUUUACUUAGAACGAGUUUACACCCGAAAACUUUUGUUGCUCGUUUUCGGAAUAUUCUCGUCUGGUGUUCUGCAAUCUUUUUGAUAUCAUAUUAUCAAAUUUUUGUACGCUUCAUUUAAAAUGUGCACAAAAAUAUUUUUCUUUAGAUAAUUUUUAUCUUUAUUCUUAAUUUUCGAAAACACUUCCAUUAUAAUAAACAUAUUUGCACCGAAAUUUUUAUAUUCUAUUUAAAAAGUUUAUAAUUAAAUUAAAUUUUCCUCGACGUGCCCUCGCCUACAGUUUGGGCGAUAAAAGGCGUAGUGUGUCAAUGCGCGCUUAAUCCUUUUAAAGUAUCGAUAAGUCGUUGUAUUCAUAUAUUGUGUAUCGCCCACCCCUACAUUUACUCAUUUUGAAAUUGUCAGACGGAUUGGAUGGAUUGGAAAAAUUUACUGCGACAUAAUUGGAGAAAUUUCAAGGAUUUUGGUGAGUAUAGUGUGUGAAAAAUUUAAUAAUAAAUUAAUUAGUGAUUAAAUAAAAUGAGUUGCUCAAAGAGGCAUUUGAAACGCCUUUUUAAAGCUAAAAAAGAGUUUUAUACAGAGCAAUUAGCCGUUAAAAAUGAGGCAUCAGUACGAGUUCGGGGAAACGAUGCCGCUACCGAGAAUAUUGCGCAUUGUAAUUCUUUUCAUAGUACUAAUGCCACUAGGGAAAAGCUUCCAUUAAAGAAUUUUUUUCGGGACAAAAUUAAAGCCUGGCAGAUUAAAAAUAGAAUCGGUCACAAAAGCUUACGUGAGCUUUUAUUUAUAUUAAAAGAGGAAAAUUUAGACGUACCGUUAAGUCCCUUAGUUCUAUUGGACUUAAAAAAUGAAGAAGUGGUUAUCGAACAUGUUCCGGGAAAGUAUGUUCAUCUCGGCCUUAAAAAUCAAAUUAAGAAAAUUGAAAGUAGUGUGUUAGAAUUUAAUGAAAUUGUAUUUGAUAUUAAUUUUGAUGGUCUGCCAUUAUUCAAUAGUUCAAGAACUCAACUUUGGCCAAUUUUAAUACGCAUUGUUAAUAUUCCAAAUAUAUCGGUAUUUCCUGUGGGUAUAUAUAAAGGCAAGCAAAAGCCAAGUGAUAUUGAUAAGUUUUUGAGCUAUUUUGUCAAUGAGUUUCAGUUUCUAAAGGUAAAUGGGUUAGAACCAGGCGGUAAAAUAUGUGAAUUAAAAAUUAGAUCUUUAAUAUGUGAUGCACCAGCUAGAGCAUUUGCCUGUGGUAUUCCGCAUCACACAUCAGCUCAUGGGUGCUCAAAGUGCACAGCAGAAGCAAACAAAUUUAGAAAUACCCUUGUGUAUCCCACGAAAGUUGGAAAAAUUGUAAGUGAUGAAGAUUUCGAUCUCCGAAGACACAUUGAUCAUCACCAAAUAGGAUUUCGCACAGUUAAAACACCAUUUGAAAAAGUAAAUUUAAAAAUGAUAACACAGGUACCUUUAGAUCCAAUGCAUUUAAUCGAUCUUGGAGUUAUGAAAAAGUUUUUAGUUAGAAUUUUAAAAAAUAAAUUAAGUUAUGAAAAGCGACUAUGUGUAGCAAACAAAAAACAAAUAUCCGAUCAUUUGGAAUCGCUUAAAAUUCACAUUCCAAAGAAAUUCGUUCGUCUACCUCGAAGUAUUGAGCAAGUUGCACACUGGAAAGCUACAGAAUUCAGACAAUUUUUGCUUUACACAGGCAUUUUAGUUCUAAAAGAUAAAGUGCAUGAAGAUGUAUACUAUGAGUUUUUAUUAUUACAUUGCGCUUGUAGAUUGCUCUCCUGUUCAAAAAAUGUUCAUUCAAACUUAAAAAACGCGGAAGACACCUUGAAAUUAUUCGUUGAAAAUUUUCCAAAAAUAUUUGGAGAUGAUAGUGUUUCAUACAACGUUCACAGUCUAUUGCACCUAGCUGAUAGUGUAAAAACGUUAGGAGCUAUUCAGAAUUUUUCUGCGUAUGACUUUGAAAAUUAUUUACAAAAUUAAAAAAAAAAAAACGUUAGAAAACCUACUAAAAUUUUAAAGCAACUAACUAAUAUAAAUACAUAUUCUGACUUUCAUGUUAAAUCUAAAAUAACAAGAUUUAUAGAAACAAAUUCAAAUAUUAAAGCAUAUACCAAUCUGCAUUAUUUUUUUAGCACAAAAAGUCCAAAUAAUAUCUGUUUAAUCUACCCUUUUAUUAUUAUAAAUAUUCGAGCUUUUGAAAAAUCGGAUUCCGGCUCUAGGGUAAUAAUUGGAAGACGAUAUGUUAAUAUUAUUAGUUUUUUCAAAGAACCCUUAGACUCUUUUUCAGCUUUGGGUAUAUGCUUAGCUGAUGCUGUACCCAGAACUGAAAAUGAAGUGUUUUCAAUUGAAAACAUAACUUGCAAAAUGUUAUGUUUGCCACAUAACGACCAAUUACUUUUUAUACCAAUAUUACAUGGCUGCACUAAUUAACGUUUUUAAUUUUGUUUUCAUAUACAUACUUACAUACAUAUGUAAAUAUUUGGAGUUGCUACAUAAGGAAAAAAUGUGGAAACAGCUGGAAAGCUUCGCCGGAUGAACGCUGGAAUACCCCAAUCAUUUUUAGAUAACGUUUUGGAAAAAAAGUGUUGGUUGGCACAUAACUGCACAUCUUGGAAAAAAGUUAAAAAGUUUUGGGUAGAUACAUGCACGUUUAGAAAUAAAUAUAAGGGAUCGCUAUCGGAUUUGCUAGCAGACUGGCCGCGCUACAAUGAUUUUAACGGUUACGAAUUGGUUGAUAUUGAUUUUAAUGCCCUGAAUCCAGAUAUUGGAAACGAGCUGUUCUUAAAACUUGACAAGUUUUAUAAAGUUAUCCUUCCUAUCUUAAUUGCUGAAGUAAAGGACCAAGCCAGCCGAGAAUUACUACUUUCGUAACUCCUUUACAAAGAUUUAUCAAAUACGUUAGAGUAAAACCCACAAACCAACGAUUGGUGACGCUCAAUCAGAGUUUAUAACACUAGCAACUAUACCAAAUGAUAUAUUACCAAAGAUUUCGUCCAAAAUUGAGCAAUACGCGUUUAAAAAACAGCAAUUGCAGCCUCACAUCAUUGCAGUAGGUGAGGACUAUACAAGUAUAUCAGAAUUUUUUAUAUUUUCCGACGGGCUUAAGUGGAAGUGUCCCAUUUUAAUGAAAUGCGUCGACUGUAUUAUUAAGUUAAGCUACAUAUGUAUUCCAAAUUGAAUAUUGCCAUAAUAGCAAGCAAGUUUGGGUAUUUUUGGAACAAUACUUUUUUGGGCUUAAGUCUGAAGAUUUUCAUUCAGUUUCAGCAAGUUAGAUAACUAAUUUUUUUAUUUUCUUUCUUUUCUUUUUAAUUGUUCAAAAUGUCCAAAUUUCCUUGCUAUUUAUGUCACAAACCCCACUUAACUCCAUGUUUACUUAUAAAUCAUUUAAAGGAAGAUCAUGGGCUUCAGUCCAUAGCAAAAUAUGUUUGAAAUGAGGAAAAUUGCAAUCAAAUAUUUCACAAUGUGUAUAGGUUCCGAAAACACUUAGAAAAGCAUAAAACUGUGAGUUUUUCCUCGGUAAAUAAUGAUUUAGGUCAAUCUUUAGUUUCACAACAGCCACUUACACAAUUACAGUAUCGUGAUGAAUAUCCACUUCCAUGUCUUGCAAACCACAAGCAUUCAGUCCUUGAAUUUACACUUGAACUGCACAAUCAUCCACAUUUUUCGAGAAAAGACAUUCUU